AUGGAGAAUUUACUGGUAAGUUUUCUACGUAGCUUCCAAAGGCCGAUCAAAAAUGUUUUUUAAAACGCGUUUUGCCACACUUUGGAGCUUAGCCUAACAGAGGGCGGACAUUGUUAAAAUCGGCAUCUCAGAAUUGAACGAAAAUUGGUCAACUUAAUCACUGAUAGGCACAAAACAUUCGCUUUCUUUGUUUUUGCCCAAAAUUACCGUAUGACGGCAUACUGUAGCAUCAUUUUUAAAAAAAGAUAUGCCCUAAUCGAGAAAACGAAGCGCUAUUUCAGCGCAAAUUGAGUUCAGGUAUAUGUUUUCGAUCAUGCAGAACAUUUUUGUAAUUGUCACCGAAAACUAAAAAAUAAUUGUCACCGAAAACUAAAAAUUACAUCUAAGCUAUGUUACACUUGAGACAACAUACCAUUUCGGGUAUAUAAAAUGCAGUUCGGACGAGGCGCAGAUUUUGAAACCGGAAUACUAAACUUCAACCCUCGUCUAACAAACCAUAAAAAUUUCAGAAAGAUCAAAUAUAUAGUUUUUGAGAUAUCGGACAUUCAAUGUCUCAUGUGCAAGAUCACCUUGACCCCGAAAAAAUCUGGCAUUCUUAGGUUUUUGGCUAGGCGCAGAUUUUGAAAGUUUCCAAUACAUUUUUAUGAGAUUUUAGGGGGAUAUAGAAAGUUUCAGAGGAAAAAAAUGAAUAGUUUUUGAGAAAUCGACCAAAAUACCUUGUUUUAGGUCAUCAGAUGCCCGAAAAAAUCUGGCAUUCUUAGGUUUUUGGCUAGGCGCAGAUUUUGAAAGUUUCCAAUACAUUUUUAUGAGAUUUUAGGGGGAUAUAGAAAGUUUCAGAGGAAAAAAAUGAAUAGUUUUUGAGAAAUCGACCAAAAUACCUUGUUUUAGGUCAUCAGAACACAGAAUCGUACCCUUCGGCGUACAUUUGACAAAAAUUUUGCAGAGAGCUCGAAUUUAUUUGUGACAAUUUGGAGAAAAAAACAGUAACACACAUAUAUCUCGGAAAAAAAGAGAUGCCGAAGAAAAUUGGUCCAAUUUUCCAGCAACUUGACCUAUAACAGGUUCACCAUGGUCGAUAUCUCAAAAACUAUUCACUUUUUUCCACUGAAACUUUCUAUUUCCUCCUAAAAUGUCAUAAAAAUGUAUUGGAAACUUUCAAAAUCUGCGCCUAGCCAAAAACCUAAGAAUGCCAGAUUUUUUCGGGGUCAAGGUGAUCUUGCACAUGAGACAUUGAAUGUCCGAUAUCUCAAAAACUAUAUAUUUGAUCUUUCUGAAAUUUUUAUGGUUUGAUUUUUUUGCGAAUUUUGCACGAAAAGUUUCAUAUGUAUUUCUACUGUAGAGUAUAAUGUUCCCACAAAAAAUCAAGUUUUUCCACGCGAAACUGACGAAGCUGCGGCUAAAAGGUGUUUUCUCUCUGCUCUCCACGUUUUGCAUACUCUCUCGGCCGAUCGUUGAAUAUCUCCGCUAUUCCUGCAAAGCGCGAGCUAAUAUUUGCAAUAAUUUAUAUGCGGCCCACACCCGACAAGUGUGUAAAAUUUGAUGAUAGUCUGGGCGUCGAACUUGCUGUUUCAGAUUCCGAAACAAGUCAGCAUUCGAGACGAAGCCCUCGCCAACAAAAACUGCCGAAUUUGCUGCGAUCAUCGGUAUUUUACAGUAAGUUUUUGAAAUUGAAAUGCUCUAUUGUUCGCCUAGUUAUGGUGUGAGUCGACCUUUUUGGUAUUCGAUGUGAUCAGCACCAAAUUAUUGGGGCAGUUUGACCUCCCAUUUCACUGUACGGCCUUCUCUUUGGCCCCUCGUUGCCAAGCCUAUUUGGCGACGGACGAUGGGAAAUUUUACAAAGUAGCGCUAAAAACUGGUGAGCUACAAUUGUAAGUUAUUUUGAUGCCUGGUUUAGUCAUCAUUUGCCAUAUUUGGCAGGUUGUUUUUUAAUGAUAUACGAAUUUUAAAACAUCUCAUUUUUAUGCAAAUUUCCGAUCAAAAUUCAAAUCCUUGAUUCUAGUAUAAAUAUUUGCCCUAUAUUCUGCAAAUUACCACCAGUUUCGUUGAUGGUAUACAGUCAAACCAUCAACUGUGUCCUCGGGAACAUGGCCGUGCGGAUGAACACGACCGCACCAAGUUCCGGUGUAAAAUACUACGUGUACGACAAGAAACGGAAUGUAAGUUGUAUACCGUUCGAAAGCUUGUUCUCUCAGCUUUCGAAUGGUAUAUUACACUGACAUAUUAAAUUUGGUUACCACGGUGAAAAUCGUAUUUUAGUCCUCGGACUCCCUCUUCAUCCCAAUGGAGCCCCGAAUGUUUGCGAUUUUAUUCAAAUGCGAACAGACUUUGUUCGUUUUUGAUAUGGACCGUGUAAUUGGACCCCUAUAUAGAUGGGAUUUCACGGCAGCCGAGCAUGUGGUAUCUGCAUGUUGGGCCAAAAAUACACUAUUCACAUUAACAGACAUGGGUGUGAUAUCCAGAUGGAAAUUGUUGGCGAAUGGCCGCAAAUUGAGGGAAAAACACUUGGAUUUGAAGAAAACAGGGUGUACGCAACUGAUCGCUGUGGAUUAUGAUGUAAGAAGUUGUAAAGUACGAAUUUUAUUUAUGUCGUAUUUUAGAAAUUUUUGGUCGCAAAUGAACAAGAAACUUCGGCAAUUAAAUGGAAUACGUAGAAGUUGUAUUUUUUUGAUGACUGAAACUAGUGGAUAACGUAUUUUACACUAUUGAAAUAAAAAAAUGAAAUUUUUUAUUUUUUUGUGAUUGAUCUUCAUGGGUAAUAUAAAAAUUUUUUUGAUUGAUGCAAAUAAUUGACGUAUUUUGCAAUCUCACAUUCCUCUCCUUCCAUCUAUCCCAUUUUUCCUUCAAAAUUUAUCCCCUCCGGUUUCAUCGUAUAAAAUGUCCCGUCUGAAAUUUCAAAUCUCCCGCGCUCAGCGAAAUGUCUCGAAUUUUCUUUUUCCAGCCUGAAAAAGUUGUGCUAAUAUUUCUGGCAAGUAUAACAUCAGUUUAUCACCCCUUUACAUACCUCUUUGUAGGUUGUGCGCGAUUCUUCUCUAGCCCAUAUUACACUAGACAUCAUUUUAGGUAUAAAUUUAUUUUUUGCGAAGAAGGUAACACUUUUGUAAAGACUUUUUAUAACCUUUAGGUGGAACAAGGUCCGGGCUCUUCUUCGCUUUUAUGCACUUUGCUGAUUUUUCUAGAAAUGAGGUGUUUUCUCUCCAAUACGUUGUAGUAGGCGUCGAAGAUGUUUUCCUCAUUUUUGUUGAUGAAUUCGCGCGUAUAUUUGUUUGAAACCAUGAAUUUUAUAAAAUUUACUUCAUUUUACAGGACUCACUGACAGUCUCACUUGUCGUAAUUUUCAAAUAUGGUUAAGGAUACCAAAUAUUAUGAUGUUCUCGAAGUCUCACCCGGCGCUUCCGAAACCGAAUUGAAGAAGGCCUACAGGAAGCUGGCCCUGAAAUACCAUCCAGACAAGAACCCGAACGAGGGAGAAAGAUUCAAGCUGAUCUCACAGGCCUACGAAGUUUUGAGCGAUCCGAAGAAACGAGAGAUCUACGAUAAAUAUGGAGAAGAAGGCAUCAAAGAAGGCGGUGGUGGUGGUGGAAUGCACAACCCUAUGGACAUUUUCGACAUGUUCUUUGGUAAGGAUUUGUGAAUUUCUUGUUGUGAAGUUUAGAAAAAGGAAAUGUGGAAUUUGAUACAUGCCAUAGGUAAUAUAGCUAAAAACUAUUCGAUCUCGACAAAAACUUGUGUCUAAAGUGUCCUAAUAGAUGUAAGAUAUUAUAGAGAAGCUUUUAUGCGGGAAUGCACAGCGUUUUGGUCCAAAACGAGACUUUGAAAGCUCAUGUUAUCUAAGCCUACCAGCAAGUCUGGCAUUCAUGUAAAAUUCGGAAUAGAUGGUUAAAUUUUGCAAAAGGAGUGAAGUAUGUUACUCUUGCAGCUUAAACAGGUCAUAAGGUAGCUAAAUGUCCAUUAUUUGUGGCGAUCUAGGCUUUACAAGAGAGCUAUGAAACCAUUUUAUCUUAAUCUGGCAUCUGUAAGAGUCAAUAACAUAAUUCUCUGUAUUCCCUUCGUUUUUUCAGGUGGAGGCAGCCGACAGCAACGCGAGAACAAAGUUCGCGACAUGAUUCAUCAAAUGACUGUAACCCUGGAAAAGAUGUACACUGGUUUCACCAAGAAUUUGAAGAUCAAACGAUUCGUCCUCUGUCAAACGUGCGAUGGAAUCGGAGGAUCCGCCGAUUCCGUCAAACAAUGCGCUCAGUGUGAUGGCCAUGGAGUUGUGAUCCGCAAUAUUCAAAUCGCCCCGGGCUUUGUUCAACGAUCUCAACAGGCUUGCAGUAAAUGUCAGGGAGAGGGCGAGAUCAUCUCCGUACCUUGCACCACUUGCGGCGGAAAGAAACGAGUCAAAGUCGAGGAAAUCAUUGAAGUCGCUGUGAACAAGGGCGCCAGAGAUGGCCAGAAGAUCGUGUUCUACGGAAAAGGAGACCAGGAAAAGGGAAAGGAGCCCGGGAAUGUUGUGAUUGUACUGGACGAACAGAACCAUCCCGUCUUCACGCGAGAGGGCGAUAAUUUAAUUCUCAGCCAACAAUUGAAUAUCACUGAAGCCUUGUGCGGAACGCAGAGGAAGAUCAAGACGUUGGAUGGAAGGCAGAUCAUGUUUACGACUCUACCUGGUAAGAUUUUGAGAUUUUUUUUAUAUUGUUUUAGGUUCAAAAAUCAGAAUUUUUUUCGAAAAUUUUUGAUGUUUCCAAAUGAGUAAAAUUAUGUUUAUUAGUUGUCUUGAGACUCGAAAAUCAUGUUUCUACUAAUUUCAAAUUGUUUUAGGUGAGGUAAUCAAGCACAAUGACACCAAGAUUGUUCAACAUGAAGGUAUGCCGCGACACAAGCAUCCCGACGAGAAAGGAGACCUCAUCAUCCAUUUCAAAGUCGAAUUCCCCGACAAAAUCAACGAGCGCAACAUUGCCCGAUUAUUCGCCUUGCUUCCCGGAAAACCACAAGUCGAAAUCCCUGAUAUUGUUGAAGAAAAAGAACUCAUUGAAGUCAGCCCCGAGACCAUACAUGCUCAAGAGAACGGCCAUGAAGGCAGCGGACCUCAAGUUCAAUGCGCGACGCAGUAA
Molecule: messenger RNA, 5093 nt
Organism: Bursaphelenchus xylophilus (pine wood nematode)
Lineage: Eukaryota; Metazoa; Nematoda; Chromadorea; Rhabditida; Aphelenchoididae
Source: the annotation of a GenBank genome assembly